Molecule: messenger RNA, 3249 nt
Organism: Wyeomyia smithii (pitcher-plant mosquito)
Lineage: Eukaryota; Metazoa; Arthropoda; Insecta; Diptera; Culicidae
Product: GATA zinc finger domain-containing protein 14-like
Exons: 3
Cellular component (GO): nucleus
Molecular function (GO): DNA binding
Source: RefSeq, a predicted model, not a curated record
AUGAGUAACGCGGCAGUGAAACGUGGUGAACGGGAGCAGGCGAUCAAGUUGGCGAUUAUUGCCAUUAAGUUUGGCAAGUCGUCACGGGCAGCUGCUGGAGAGUAUGGUAUACCCCGUACCACCUUGCUUCGCCACAAGCGGUUAAACGCUGGCCUGAUGGUGCAAGCGGACCCGCUACAUCCUACGAUAUCGAUGGAGGAUGUGCAAAUUUGUAAGCGCGGAAGACCACCGUUGUUCCCCGAGGAACCAGAACGGGCAUUCGAAAAGUAUUGCUUGCUAUGCUCGGACAAGUUCUUCGGUCUAACAUCCAGAGACAUUCGUGUGCUUGCACCACAAUUCGCGAACCAGCUGGGGAUUCCGGUUCCCGACAAUUGGAUCGCGAACGCAAAGGCAGGCCCUGUUUGGUUUCGGAACUUUCUGCGCCGAAGGCCGAACCUGUCGAUGCGUUCACCCGAGGCGACCAGCAUAGCCAGAGUCUCUGCUUUUAAUCCCACAAAUGUGGGCAAGUUUUUCGAUCUUCUACGCACAGUAGCCGAGAAUAUAACGUUCGAACCAAAUUCCAUCUGGAAUCUGGACGAGACUGGAGUGAUAACAGUUCAGAAACCUCAACGAGUUGCUAGUCGCCGUGGAGUCAAACGUGUUGGUCGAGUAACUUCGGCCGAUCGGGGCCCGUUGGUUACGAUGGUACUUGCGGUUUCCGCCACUGGCAAUAAAAUGCCACCAUUUUUCGUUUUUCCUCGAAAACGUUUCCAUCCACACUUUCUGGAUGGUGGUCCAACGGGAUGCGCUGGAGCGGUGAGCAAUACAGGGUGGAUGAAUGCAGAUAUUUAUCUGGAUGUUCUCCGACACUUUAAAGCAUUUACGCGAGUGUCCAAAGAAAACCCGCUUUUGUUGAUUGUGGACAACCACGGUUCACACAGAAGUCUACCUGCAAUCGAGUUUUGCAGGGAUAAUGGCAUUCACCUACUUACAAUACCACCCCAUUGCUCUCACCGCUUACAACCCUUGGACGUGAGUGUGUUUUCGCCGUUCAAGCACGCAAUGAAUGUGCUGUGCGACGAAUGGACAUACAGGCAUCCCGGAAAGCCGAUGUCUAUUUUUGACCUUCCGGCUAUCAUCGACAGCGCUCUCGAACGGAGUGCCACGGAGCGAAACAUCAAGGCCGGGUUCCGGGCAUCAGGUAUUUGGCCCUUCAACCCGGAUGUAUUCACUGCAUUGGAUUAUGCUCCAUCAUCAGUGACAGGACCUUCCUUGGUUGACGAAAUAAUACCAGGAUCACUGCUGGACACUCUUUGCAGAAUCAGACCAAUCCCGCGGGCACCACCGCGUGCUACAGGCAGACGAGGACGAAAACCUGGACGAGCUGCUAUACUGACGGACCCCGCUGAAAUCGCUCUGAUGGAACAAAACAUACAAGCGAAGGGAGUAGCCCGACCCACUCAACGGCGAGUAGGCCGACCACGUAAAGCAACUGUGCAGUUUCAUAGCCUCGUUAUUGCACCACCAAGACCAACGAUAGUGGUGAUAAAGAGACCACCUGGAAGACCCCGCAAAUCACAGGCUGCAGCGGAUAAGAGGCCCGUUGGCCGACCCCGCAAGCCUCCAGUCGUUAUACUAAAAAGGCCUGUUGGCCGACCUCCAAAGUCACUAGCCAUUGCUAAGAGGCCCAAUAAUAAUAAUAAUAAUAAUAAUAAUAAUAAUAAUAAUAAUAAUAAUAAUAAUAAUAAUAAUAAUAAUAAUAAUAAUAAUAAUAAUAAUAAUAAUAAUAAUAAUAAUAAUAAUAAUAAUAAUAAUAAUAAUAAUAAUAAUAAUAAUAAUAAUAAUAAUAAUAAUAAUAAUAAUAAUAAUAAUAAUAAUAAUAAUAAUAAUAAUAAUAAUAAUAAUAAUAAUAAUAAUAAUAAUAAUAAUAAUAAUAAUAAUAAUAAUAAUAAUAAUAAUAAUAAUAAUAAUAAUAAUAAUAAUAAUAAUAAUAAUAAUAAUAAUAAUAAUAAUAAUAAUAAUAAUAAUAAUAAUAAUAAUAAUAAUAAUAAUAAUAAUAAUAAUAAUAAUAAUAAUAAUAAUAAUAAUAAUAAUAAUAAUAAUAAUAAUAAUAAUAAUAAUAAUAAUAAUAAUAAUAAUAAUAAUAAUAAUAAUAAUAAUAAUAAUAAUAAUAAUAAUAAUAAUAAUAAUAAUAAUAAUAAUAAUAAUAAUAAUAAUAAUAAUAAUAAUAAUAAUAAUAAUAAUAAUAAUAAUAAUAAUAAUAAUAAUAAUAAUAAUAAUAAUAAUAAUAAUAAUAAUAAUAAUAAUAAUAAUAAUAAUAAUAAUAAUAAUAAUAAUAAUAAUAAUAAUAAUAAUAAUAAUAAUAAUAAUAAUAAUAAUAAUAAUAAUAAUAAUAAUAAUAAUAAUAAUAAUAAUAAUAAUAAUAAUAAUAAUAAUAAUAAUAAUAAUAAUAAUAAUAAUAAUAAUAAUAAUAAUAAUAAUAAUAAUAAUAAUAAUAAUAAUAAUAAUAAUAAUAAUAAUAAUAAUAAUAAUAAUAAUAAUAAUAAUAAUAAUAAUAAUAAUAAUAAUAAUAAUAAUAAUAAUAAUAAUAAUAAUAAUAAUAAUAAUAAUAAUAAUAAUAAUAAUAAUAAUAAUAAUAAUAAUAAUAAUAAUAAUAAUAAUAAUAAUAAUAAUAAUAAUAAUAAUAAUAAUAAUAAUAAUAAUAAUAAUAAUAAUAAUAAUAAUAAUAAUAAUAAUAAUAAUAAUAAUAAUAAUAAUAAUAAUAAUAAUAAUAAUAAUAAUAAUAAUAAUAAUAAUAAUAAUAAUAAUAAUAAUAAUAAUAAUAAUAAUAAUAAUAAUAAUAAUAAUAAUAAUAAUAAUAAUAAUAAUAAUAAUAAUAAUAAUAAUAAUAAUAAUAAUAAUAAUAAUAAUAAUAAUAAUAAUAAUAAUAAUAAUAAUAAUAAUAAUAAUAAUAAUAAUAAUAAUAAUAAUAAUAAUAAUAAUAAUAAUAAUAAUAAUAAUAAUAAUAAUAAUAAUAAUAAUAAUAAUAAUAAUAAUAAUAAUAAUAAUAAUAAUAAUAAUAAUAAUAAUAAUAAUAAUAAUAAUAAUAAUAAUAAUAAUAAUAAUAAUAAUAAUAAUAAUAAUAAUAAUAAUAAUAAUAAUAAUAAUAAUAAUAAUAAUAAUAAUAAUAAUAAUAAUAAUAAUAAUAAUAAUAAUAAUAAUAAUAAUAAUAAUAAUAAUAAUAAUAAUAAUAAUAAUAAUAAUAAUAAUAAUAAUAAUAAUAAUAAUAAU